AUGUCUUGGCGGCCGUCAAUAAACCUCACACAGAGAUACAUCUCCAGGUUAUCUCUCAUACCUCGGAGAGCAUACGCCCAAAGUACUAGGCAAACACGACCUCCGCCUCCACCACCAUUCAACACUGUUCCAACAUGUCCAGAGCCAACAUGCGGUUGUGCUGAGCCCCCAAAGAUGCCUGAUGAUCUACCUCUAGAUCGUGAGGGGCCUCUCAAAGGUGCAAUUGCUGGGUAUGCCGAACAUGUGCUUGUGUGCACUGGAAAUGCAGACUGGCCGUCGAGGAUAGAGGACGAUAACGACGGUGAUUGUCUUGCCGCGGACCUUAAAGAGUUGUUUGGUCGGGGUGGAACUUAUAGCGAUCCGUUUCACAAUAUUUCUGUUCUCAACUCUUCGUUUCCUAGCUCUACAUCACCACGUCCUCAGCUCCAGACAACGUCUGCCUAUCUACUACCAAGCUUCAAAUACAUCCCAUUCCUCCCUCGGGUGUCAUUUGACAGUGUAGAAGCUCUAGCCAAAGGGUUUUUACUCCCUGAGAAGCUUCACUCCAUGCACGACGGCCUCUCGCCUAUACAUCGAGACCGCCUGACACGCAAAGAGGGUUACCAGGGACUUCUCCCCGGAGUCCAAGAUGUUCGCGAUGUUUUGGUGCUGAUAUGCGGGCACACGGGGCGUGAUGCGCGAUGUGGCAUCAUGGCCCCUGUCCUAGCAACCGAAUUUGAGGAUAAGUUAGAGAAAGAGGGAUUUGAUGUUCUACAUGGACCUGUGCAGGUCAACCUCAAUGACACGCAGAGGAUACAAGGCGAAGCUGGUAAGGAAAAGACUUCAGCUAGGAUCGGGAUGAUCAGCCAUAUCGGUGGGCACAAGUUUGCAGGCAAUGUCAUCAUCUAUCUACCUCCUGACCUAAAGAUGGGCAGUGAGCCACAUCCAUUGGCUGGACACGGGAUAUGGUAUGGAAGGGUAGAUCCCAAGAAUGUCGAAGGCAUCGUGAAAGAGACUAUCUUGAAGGGAAAUGUGGUUGCGGAUAUGUUUAGAGGGGGAAUCGAUGCUCAGCGAAAGAUGUUGAGGAUAUAA
This is a messenger RNA of Fusarium venenatum, 1071 nucleotides long. NCBI's taxonomy places the organism in Eukaryota, Fungi, Ascomycota, Sordariomycetes, Hypocreales, Nectriaceae. The record is from RefSeq and is a predicted model, not a curated record.